CGCAUCCGUUCAAAGUGCACGAUACGAUUUGUUUUGGUUCAUGUUGCAGCUAGGCAGGAAAAUAUCGUAGAUUCAAGGUCCACCACGGCAUUUUAUCUUGGAAGAAAGCCCACUGACACGCUGCCAAAUAUACUGCUAGAAAACUCCUCGCCACCCCUUUGACAAGCGCCAGCCCCUGCGAUUCGAUCCUACUGAGUCUAGAAGCUAACUGAACUGCCAGGUUCACCCAUGUCCUCUGAGGAAGGAUUGAGUUCAACGAUCACGGAUUGGCUUUUCUUCAGUUCCUGGUGGCUCCUUUUGCCUUUCAUUAUGCUUCUAGUCGUUGUUGCAUUCAUCGUUGCCUUCGUGUUGCUGUUGUACAUGAUAUCCCCUUUGAUUAGCCCCAAACCUCUCAAAUUAAAUGGGGCCCACGUCGUGGUAAGUGCUCAUUGUCAUAACUAGACAACGGUAUCAUAUUCAGACUUGCUAGUUAGAAACAAGGUACUAUGCUAGCUACGUUGCAUUGCAUAACCAUUGCACGGUAGGUUUUAUAGGGUGUUGCAGGUGAAGGUGUUUCGUAAGUAACGGUGCUUGUACGGAACCGAUAGCUCAUCUACAAGUAUGACACGCCCACAAUUAAUUGACAGCUUGUAACAUAGUUUACAAUGUAUCUUCGUUGGCAACAUGUUGUAAGCUAAAAGUGAAAACUCUAGUAUGGCAAUAAGUAGGCCAGCCAGUCAAUAACACUCAAGUUCAUAGAAAGUAUCAUACAUUGUAGCAGAAACACAUGUACUAACUUGAAAAAAAGAAACAUUCUAAUGACCUACUGUAUAUACUGUAAGUUGGACUUUGACCCCAGGAGCCCAUCCCUUGUAUUUGACUUUAAAGGGAAUGUCCCUCCUCUCUCACCUACCACCACCUUUCAACCCGCAGGUCACUGGAGGCUCCAGUGGAAUAGGGAAAAGCAUUGCUAUGGAGUGCUACAGACAAGGAGCCUUCAUCACGCUAGUGGCAAGAGACGAGGUGAGUAGAAAUCCACUUCAAAUCAACAUCCUUGCAGGGCUCUACAGUGCAACCAUUUUACUUGCAUAUGCACCUAAAUAUUUUGCUGUGUGACCUGGAACUUUUAUUUAGGAGCACCAGUGCGCCUAGAAAAAUUAAGGAUUCUAGCUUUAUUACCUCAAAUAAAAAAUGUUGUGCUCCUAAUUUCUUGGUGUGUGUCUAAAUUUCCCAACUUAGACGCACACGUGCUACUUAUAAAAAUAAAGGUCAGCGCAUCACUCAGCCAGUAUAUUUAUCAAUCAUUCAAUAUUUUUCUUUAGAGUAAAUUGGUUCAAGCGAAAAAGGAAGUGGAGAAAUGUGCGAUUAAUGACAAGCAGGUAUGUAUUACGUUGCUACAGUCCAUGUUUUGGUACAAUGUGUUUUUUUUUGCUUUUUGGGGGGAUGCAAGCAAAUUAUUGAAUGUUGACGCUGAUCAUCUCAUUAGCAACUUACUUGAGCACUGACUGUUUUGGUAUUCGUAUUCCUCUUCCACUCAGGUGGUGCUCUGCAUAUCAGUUGACGUGUCCAAGGACUACGGACAGGUGGAAAGUGUGAUUAAGCAGGUAAAUCACAAGUGAUAGGAAUUCAUAUCAUGGAAAAGGCCCGUAACUUUUUUAUAAUUCUCUGCAAGUGACAACAUCCAUAUAAUUUCAUCCAUCUAGUGCCAAGAGAAGCUUGGUCCGGUUGAUAUGCUGGUGAACUGUGCUGGGACGUCCUUCUCUGGGAAGUUUGAGGAGGUGGAGGUGGAGCGCUUCAGAGUAAGUACUGUAACUAAUGAGGGGAAUAGACUGACAGGUCUGGAAGGGAGAACGCAGAAACCCAACUCCUUACAGUGUGUGCCUCAGAAAACCUUGAUGUUGUGCCAAAACUAACUAAUUUGAAACUAACUCUGAAUAGGCAAUGAGACAAGAUGUUAGAUUCCCAGAUUGAAGAUUCAUAGGGUUUGAUGUCUGUCCAAGGUGGAACCAAGGGUUCAGCUUUCAGUUUAAAGAGGCAGCUAGUGAGCCAGAAGGUUAGAUGAGAUUGCAGUCUAGGUCUGCAGCAGAUUUGAUUGCAGUGGAAGAAUGAGAGAGGUUUAAUUCCAGGCUGAAGAGGUGGCUGGUUUCUUCACUCUCUCUGACAGUGAAGGGAUUGUACCGAUACCGAAAUAAUAAUGACCCAGGGAAAAUUAGAUUGUGUGUACGUGUCACGAGUGUGUGUGCAUGAAGUGGUUAUACCGAUACUAAGAUAAUAAUAAUGACCAAUGGAAAAUUAGAUUGUGUGUGUGUUCCCCACAUCCUAAUGUAUUUAAUGAGCUUCAUUAGAUUUCCUGGAGGGAGCUUGGCUCUGCUGGUGCUGCUAGCUAGUUCCUUCUCAUCCUGACAUUCCACUGCUGGUCACAUGCCUCGUUAAGGGUCUGAAGUCAUUAGACCUCACCCCAGAGAAAUGCUAUAACCAUGGAAACUACACAGAAAUAUCAUAACAAUAUCAUAACACAUACCAUGUUUUUUCUCAAGUGAAUACUAUUGAUAAUAUGUGUAUUACUCAGCCUAUGAGUAAUAAUAAACCUUUUAUUAAUAAUAAUACAUCAUUCAUUACUUUUUGUGCUCCUUCCGUUGGCAAUAACAGAGUCUGAUGGAGGUGAACUACCUGGGCAGUGUGUAUCCCACACGGGCUGUAAUCACCACUAUGAAGGAGCGGAGGAUGGGACGCAUCAUGUUUAUCUCCUCCCAGGCUGGCCAGAUCGGCCUGUUCGGCUACACAGCCUACUCUCCAUCCAAAUUUGCCCUGCGUGGGCUGGCUGAGUCCCUGCAGAUGGAGGUUAGUAGUAUACUAUAGUUCCUUUUCCUACCCACAUUGGGGGCCAAUAGGUCAAAUAUUCUACAUAACAUUUGAAUAAGUCUCUUUAAGGCUGAAUGCACUCUUUCCUGCAGAUGAAGCCAUAUAAUAUUUAUGUGACAGUGGCCUACCCCCCUGACACGGACACUCCAGGACUAGCAGAGGAGAAUAGGACCAAGGUGAGUCUCCUCAUGAAAAAGGGGAAAGUGUAAAUUCUCUCAAAUUUUGUCUUUUACUCUGACGCCUCAAGUUAUAUUUUGUCUCUUCGUCCUUCCAUAGCCUUUAGAGACUAGGCUGAUCUCUGAGACAUCUGGGGUGACCCAGCCGGAGCAGGUGGCUAAGAUCAUUGUCAAGGAUGCAGUGGUAAGACACUGCAUUCUCAGCAACUGUCACUAUGAAAUUCACUCCGCCUCAGGCCAACACAAAAACCUUUAUCAGUAAAUACCUUCCAGUCAGGAACAUAGAGAGAAUUGCUCUCUAAAAGUGUGAUAAAGCAGUUUUUCUGACAGUCAUAUAUUUGUGCCCCCCCACAGCAGGGGAACUUUAACAGCUCUGUUGGGCCUGACGGCUACAUGCUCUCAGCUCUCACCUGUGGAAUGUCACCUGUCACCUCCAUCACAGAGGGCCUCCAGCAGGUAACUACAGGACAGGAAAAGCACUGUCACUGUCCCACUACAACACACCCCAAAUAUUACUAUUUUGGUAAACAUGUGUUAACUGGACCUUUAACUAUCAACUUAACAAAGCCAUUUAGUAUCUAUUACACAUCUAUUGUAACCAUAGAGAUUGAAUUGUCAUAUUUCUAUGAUUAUAACAUAAUAAUAGAUUGUCCCAAAACGAUCUGUUACUGUCACUAACUCUGGUGAUAGUGAAUAGGGCCCAUAUUGUUAAUGUGACCUCUGUUUGACCUCUGUGCAGAUUGUAACCAUGGGGCUGUUCCGGACCAUUGCUCUGUUCUACCUGGGGAGUUUCGACAGCAUUGUGCGUCGCUGUAUGAUCCAGAGGGAGCAGGCCAAAGCAGCGGACAAGAGGGAGUAACACCCCCCCCCCCCCCCCCCCCCCCCCCCCCCCCCCCCCUCCAUCCUCCACUACUCCACUAGUCAUAUCCACUGGAGAA
Messenger RNA from Coregonus sp. 'balchen', 3955 nucleotides. NCBI's taxonomy places the organism in Eukaryota, Metazoa, Chordata, Actinopteri, Salmoniformes, Salmonidae. The record is from the annotation of a GenBank genome assembly.